This is a messenger RNA of Dermatophagoides farinae (American house dust mite), 2037 nucleotides long. It is a transcript of the gene waw, whose product is annotated as Translation factor waclaw. Lineage: Eukaryota; Metazoa; Arthropoda; Arachnida; Sarcoptiformes; Pyroglyphidae. Gene Ontology annotation, biological process: positive regulation of translation. The record is from RefSeq and is a predicted model, not a curated record. Gene Ontology annotation, molecular function: GTPase activity; mitochondrial ribosome binding; GTP binding. Gene Ontology annotation, cellular component: mitochondrion.
AUGUUAUCAUACAGCCGAUUAUUCCGAAUUCGUAGUCGAUUAAAACAAUUAUCACUGCCAAUAUCUCAAUCAUUUACUGAUCCUUCGUUUUGUCUUUUAAGAUUUUGUUCAUCAAAUGAAAAACUAGUACAAAAAGCUCAACAAAACAAAAAAGAUCAAAUCGAUGUUUCGAAAUUCAGUACAGAUCGUAUCAGAAAUUUUUGUAUCAUAGCACAUAUUGAUCAUGGCAAAAGUACAUUAUCGGAUCGAUUGCUUGAAUCAACCGGUACGGUUGCAAAAGGUUCGAUCGAAAAUCAAUUUUUAGAUAAUCUCCAAGUUGAACGUGAACGUGGCAUCACAGUCAAAGCACAAACAUGUUCACUGUUUUGGAAUCAUAAUGGUCAAGAAUAUUUGUUGAAUUUGAUUGAUACACCUGGUCAUGUGGAUUUUUCAUUCGAAGUUUGGCGUUCAAUUUCUGCUUGUGAAGGUGCUAUACUAUUGGUUGAUGCAAAUUCCGGUGUACAAGCUCAAACAAUAGCACAUUUUAAUCAUGCUUUGCUUGCCGAUCUAAACAUUGUUCCUGUAUUGAACAAAAUAGAUCUUAAAAAUGCUAACGUUGAAUCUGUAUCAGCUCAAUUGAAGAAAUUGUUUGAAUUCAAUCAAGAUGAAAUUCUUAAAGUAUCGGCAAAAACAGGUGAUGGAGUCAAACAGGUAUUGGAUGCCAUCAUUGAACGACUGCCGCCACCAAAAAGCACCAAUAGUGAACAAUUGAAAGCUGUCGUCUUUGAUUUAUGGUAUGAAAAAUUUAAAGGAAUCAUUCUGCUAAUUCGAAUCAUUGAUGGGCGAAUCAAAGUUGGUGAUCAAAUUGUAUUCACCACAAAUUCGAACAAAGUGCAUACAGUCAAAGAAUUGAAUAUUUUACAUCCAAAUCAGAUACCGGCUGCAGGUGAUCCUGGUACUCUUUAUCCUGGCCAGGUUGGUGUUUUGAUUGCCAACAUACAUGACAAUGAUGAUAUAUCGAUUGGUGACCUAUUAGUACAUAAUGAUGAUAAUGGUAUGAAACUGCUCAAUGAUCAUAACGAAUCAAAGACGAAAUCAUUGAAAUCAAAUCCAAUGGUUUAUGCUAGCAUUUAUCCAUGUGAAAAAUCAAAUUUCUUGGAUCUGAAUAAAAGUCUACAAAAAUUAUUACUGAAUGAUAGCAGCGUACAGAUGAGCAAAGAAUCACAUCCAGUUCUAGGCAAUGGAUUCAAACUUGGAUUUCUAGGCUUAUUACAUAUGGAAGUUUUUUGUCAACGAUUAGACGAUGAAUUUGAUGCACCAGUAGUGGUAACCGCUCCAAGUGUUCCAUAUAAAAUUAAAAUUCAUGGCGAAAAAAAUAUUAAACAAUAUAAAACAGAUGAAUUAGUCAUAACAAAUGCUUCACAAAUGCCUAAUCCACAAAUUAUCACCAAAUAUUAUGAACCAUGGAUCAAAGGUACAAUCAUAACACCGGAUAAUUAUCUAAAUCCAAUAACAGGAUUAUGUAUGGAACGACGAGGUGAACAGAUUAAUUCUCAAUAUAUCGAUAAUAAUCGAUUAUUGUUGGAAUAUCGAUUCCCAUUGAAUGAAGUGAUCAUCGAUUUUAAUGAUCAUCUUAAAUCGAUUAGUUCCGGUUAUGCAUCGUUUGAUUAUGAAGAUGAUAAAUAUGAAGAAGCCGAUCUGGUUAAAUUGGAUUUCCGUUUGAAUGACAAACCAGUGGAUGAAUUAUCAAUGCUUGUACAUGCAAAACGUGCCCGUUCUUAUGGCCGAUCAAUCUGUGAAAAAUUACAAGAACAUUUAAAUCGUCAACAAUUUAAAAUUAAAAUUCAAGCUCUUGUCAAUUCAAAGGUGUUGGCAAGGACCAAUGUACAAGCAUAUCGUAAAGAUGUGACAGCCAAACUAUAUGGUGGUGAUCAAACUCGAAGAAUAAAAUUAUUGCAAAGACAGAAAGAAGGUAAACGACGAAUGCGUAUGGUGGGCAAUGUUGAGAUUGAUCCAGAAACGUUUAUCAAUGUUCUUAAGAGAUGAUAAUCAAUGAAA